This is a messenger RNA of Cyprinus carpio (common carp), 1522 nucleotides long. Its product is annotated as growth hormone-inducible transmembrane protein-like. NCBI's taxonomy places the organism in Eukaryota, Metazoa, Chordata, Actinopteri, Cypriniformes, Cyprinidae. The record is from RefSeq and is a predicted model, not a curated record. Gene Ontology annotation, cellular component: mitochondrial inner membrane.
UAGUGCAUUGCGUGGCUGUCGCCGGGCUGUGACGUCAUGCUCAGGAACGUUCAGGAACGUGUUUACAGUUUGUUGCGUCAUUGGUGAAGACGCAUCUGAAAGGUGAAAUAGAUAACAAACCAACUGUUUCUGCCUGUUUUUCAUGUCCUCCUGACUGGACUCAGUAUUGGUCAGUGAUGUUGGUCACACGCCUGUCAUGCCUGCGGUCAGUCCUCCGGAGUCCAGCCCUGAUGAAGUCCGGUCCAGCCCAGAUCAGACCACAGCAGGGUUAUUCCACCAAGACUAGACUGGGAUUCCGCCGGAGCAAGACGGCCAAAGAUCAAGCGUUUCAGCCUGCUACAGACACAGCAAUUAAAAUCGACAGCAUGGGCCGGAUCGUCCUCGCUGGAGGCGCCGCCGUUGGACUCGGAGCUUUGUGUUAUUAUGGCUUAGGGAUGUCCAAUGAGAUGGGAGCCAUCGAGAAAGCAGUGAUCUGGCCGCAGUACGUGAAGGACAGGAUUCACUCCACAUACCUGUAUUUUGCGGGCAGCGUGGGUCUGACGGCGCUCUCGGCCGUCGCGGUCAGCAGGACGCCGGCGCUCAUGGGACUCAUGAUGAGGGGCUCCUGGCUGGCUAUUGGUGCCACGUUUGCUGCCAUGAUUGGCGCCGGGAUGCUGGUGAGAUCGAUCUCGUAUGAACACAGUCCGAUGCCGAAACACCUGGCCUGGGCUCUACACGCAGGUGUGAUGGGAGCCGUCAUUGCUCCGUUAACUCUGUUGGGUGGCCCGCUGAUGGUUCGAGCGGCCUGGUACACAGCAGGCAUUGUGGGUGGUCUGUCGACGGUGGCCAUGUGUGCGCCGAGUGAAAAGUUCCUGAGCAUGGGCGGCCCGCUGGCGGUGGGCUUCGGCGUGGUGUUCGCCUCGUCUCUGGGCUCCAUGUUUCUGCCCCCCACCUCCGCAUUCGGGGCCGGCCUGUACUCGGUGGCGGUUUAUGGAGGUCUGGUCCUGUUCAGCCUGUUUCUGCUGUAUGACACACAGAAAGUUAUCAAGCGUGCCGAGACGCACCCUCUUUACGGCGUUCAGAAAUAUGACCCCAUUAAUGCAUGUAUGGGCAUUUACAUGGACACCCUCAACAUCUUCAUGCGUUUGGUGAUGAUUCUAGCCAACGGCGGCGGAAACAGGAGGAAGUAGCCAUAAGGAGACCAGAAGACACUGACUGGAGUGACUGGAGGACAAAGAUUUAGCGGAAUAAAGUUUACUCAUUUAUUUGUUUAAAAGCAGAAAAACCCUUUGGAUUGCUUUCAGCUGAAUUGCAUUUUAAACAUGUCCAACAGUACAAGGUAAUUAGCAUAGUUAAUGUGUCUUAUCCAAUGAUGGUGAAUGAAGAUCGUCUUAAUUCCACAGCUGGUGUAAUUAUAACAAACAUUUUUGUGUAUUUAUUUUAGGUAAGAGAUCACAACAGACUUAGAGUUAUUACACUGAAAACACUUGUCACUGUGAUUGUUUGGGGUUCAUGGUUCAAUAAACUUUAGUGGUAUCUUUAA